GCAACCAACUGCUCUUCUUGGCAGUGUCAGUGCAAAGCCGCUUGGAUAAAAAAAGCUGGGCGCAACAGCUGAAGUGUACCAUUACAUGCUGGGAAACCUGCUCAGUCUUUAUUGGGACAAGGACGGAAUAAAAUAUAACUACUAAGGAUUUACUUCUCUGCAAUGUAGUCAACACACGAGGGAAAGGGAGCCCUUCUGAUUAAAGUUGGCAAAUGGUUAGUCUGCGUAAAUUCGUCGAAUUAGUCCGCCUCACUGACAGAUAAGCCGUUACAAUUCGUGCACUUGACAGUGGAUGUUGUCUUUAAGAUGCAAUAUUUGAUUCACCAUUUCAACAGGAUCUGUAGUUACUCCGUAAGGUGCAAUGGGAUUGUAACUCGCGUAAUGGGAACGGGUUCGCUCCUGUAGCUGGUCCACGCAUAGAACGCGCGAAAUGGAAUUUAGUUUAUUCAACAGGUACAUGUGACUGCAUGCGGACUUUGAAAUUGUCUUUGUCUCAUCCUUUAGAAACGUGCAAAAGUUCCCGCUAACGAAAUGCUGGAUAUUGUCUUGAAGGGUAUUAGCAGCUAAGAUAGACCAACUUAUUAAAUAAACUAACUGGAAUGAAUCUAGCUUACAACUGACUGUUGCCGAUGUCUUUUUUAUCAGUGGAAACUAUGUAGUUUCCCUGUCUGUCACGUCAGAAGACAUUUACAAACCAAAGGCAGCAAGUUGUCAAAGCUACAUGUCCCAACCAUAUUUAUGCCAACAUUGGCGCUUGGAACUCACCGAAAUCAAUAGAGACUUUGGCAAAAGAUUUUUGGUAGUUUGCGGAAAUACAUAGGUGACAAUGUCCUUGAGUCCUAGAAUAGCGUUCUGUCAUGUGUAAGAUGGCCCAGCAGGUGUAAGGUCCUCCCGCAGAGGUCUAUGGAUGGUCGUGUGGUCGGUGUGGUGAGUUCUAAAUGCCAUGGGGUGUGUUCAGAGUAGGGGCCGGUGCAAACCGCGUUUCUGUGACACAAUCACUGUGCUUGAGUUGAACGCCUCCAUUGACCCAAAGCCCACAACUAUUGAUGAGUCGUCUGACGUGGUUCUGCGCUACCGGACACCACACUUCCGAGCUUCGGCUCAGGUUCUGGUUCCGCCGGUGCUCAAGAGAGAGAUCUGGACCGUGGGCUGGAUUCAGGCCUGCAACCAGAUGGACUUCUACAACCACUACGGAAACGAAGGCCUGUCCAGCUGGGAGUUGCCUGAGCUCCGCUCCGGUCGUGUCCUGGCGCUGAGCGACUCCGACGGCGUGAGCUACCCUUGGUACGGCAGCACCAGCGAGAUCUACACCAUCGUGGGCCCCACCAGGAGAGACACCAAACUCACCGUGUCCAUGAACGACAACUUCCACCCCAGCGUCACCUGGAGCGUCCCCAUAGCAACGCUGGGCAGUCCGGCGCAGCUCACCGGCAUCCGGCGCGACCAGCGCUUCACCACGUGGCUGGUGGCACGCAACGAGGCGUCGGGCGAGACCACGCUGCUGCGCACGGUGCGCUGGCGGAUGCGGCUCCGCAUCGACGUCGACCCCCAGCGACCCCUGGGUCAAAGGGCGCGUCUCCUGGAGCCGCUGCUGCAGGACGAGCCGCAGGUUCUGGCCAAGAACGAGCUCAUACCGGCCAACGCCCUGGACCAGCCCAACGCCAACGACGCUCAGAUGCUCAUGUGGAGACCCAGCAACACACAGCCUAUCAUGGUCAUCCCACCCAAACACACACACACAUAGAUACACACACACACACACACCCAAACACACACAUACACACACCCAGUCCCUAAAACACACACCCAAACACACACUCAG
Messenger RNA from Clupea harengus (Atlantic herring), 1822 nucleotides. RefSeq names its product family with sequence similarity 78 member Aa (gene fam78aa). Lineage: Eukaryota; Metazoa; Chordata; Actinopteri; Clupeiformes; Clupeidae. The record is from RefSeq and is a predicted model, not a curated record.